Pipistrellus kuhlii (Kuhl's pipistrelle) is the source of this 1979-nucleotide messenger RNA. It is a transcript of the gene HSPB7, whose product is annotated as heat shock protein family B (small) member 7. The transcript is spliced from 3 exons. The coding region runs from base 96 to 590 and encodes 164 amino acids. The record is from RefSeq and is a predicted model, not a curated record. NCBI's taxonomy places the organism in Eukaryota, Metazoa, Chordata, Mammalia, Chiroptera, Vespertilionidae. Gene Ontology annotation, biological process: heart development. Gene Ontology annotation, cellular component: nucleus; cytoplasm.
AAAGCGCCGGCGGCCGGGCCCGGCACACUCCCCCGGCGCCUCCGCCCGCACCCGCGUCCACCCUGCCCCUGGCCGGGCCCGGCUGCCCGCUGUGGAUGAGCCACCGCACCUCCUCCAGCUUCAGAGCCGAGAGAAGCUUCCACUCCUCCUCCUCGGCCUCCUCCGCCGCCCGCGCCCUCCCAGCCCAGGACCCGCCCAUGGAGAAGGCCCUGAGCAUGUUCUCCGAGGACUUUGGCAGCUUCAUGCGGCCCCGCUCGGAGCCCCUGACCUUCCCAGCCCGCACCGGGGGGCCGGGCAACAUCAAGACCCUCGGCGACGCCUAUGAGUUUGCGGUGGACGUGAGCGACUUCUCCCCCGAGGACAUCAUCGUCACCACGUCCAACAACCACAUCGAGGUGCGCGCCGAGAAGCUGGCAGCGGAUGGCACGGUCAUGAACACCUUCGCCCACAAAUGCCAGCUGCCGGAGGACGUGGACCCCACUUCCGUGACCUCAGCCCUGAGGGAGGACGGCAGCCUCACCAUCCGGGCACGGCGACACCCGCACACAGAGCACGUGCAGCAGACCUUCCGGACGGAGAUCAAAAUCUGAGGGCCGCCCCUGCCCCUGCCCCUGCCCCUGCCCUCCCCGACUCCCCCUCCUCCUCCAACUCCCCGCACCCCACCCCCUGGCCUGCCAGAGUCUUCCUAACCCCUCAUAACAGCUGCCAGGACAUCUCAGCCCCGGUCCCAGCUCUGACACCCCCACGGCCCCAGGUGGGUCACCCCCACCCCAAAACAGAGGCCUCUGCUCUGCCAGGACAGGAGGGCUCCCCCUCUCCUUCCAGAUGGCGCCCCCUCUCUCUCAGUGCAGAACACAGGGGUCGGGGUGGGGAAGGAAGCUGAGGAGAGCCAGGGUCUCUGCUCUGGGCACGUCAUCUGCAGGACAGACACCGGGCAGCUCCUCUGCCCCCCGGAGUCUCUGCCGGGCAGGGGGGCGGGAAGGGCCCUGGGACCCCCUUGGCAAGGGGAGCAGGAGAGGCAGGUCCCCAGCGCAGAGGGAGGCCAGGAGACAGCCAGGAUGGGAAACCCAGAACCAGCUGCCUGCCCACCUGGAGCCCCCGGCCAGCCAGCUGUGCCAGGGCAGGGCCACGUGGCGUUUGUGUACCGACGGGGUUUUUCCAAUACAGCCGGUUCGUGACAAACUGUGAAACUCCUGCCAUCUGUCACCUGCCCAUGUCCCCAGGCUGAGGGCUGUGGCGGGUCCUCCCCUGCCCCCGGCCGGGCCUCCCGGGGCUGGGGCUGCCUCCAUGCAGACAGAUCACCCAGCCGGUGGGGGAGAGAGACCAUGGGUGGGGCUGUGGGUCUCCAGGUCAGAGAGUGUCUGGCCAACCAUGGCCACUGCCAGUCCUUCCCCCUCUUCAAGCUACGAAUCUACAGGUGUGGUGUGUGUAUACCGCCCGGGGACACACACACCUGCCGUCCUUCCGAUCCUAAGCGUUACCAUCAGUUGAGUCCAAAUUCAGCACAUUCUAAAGUCAGAGUCAGUCUCCAUAUCCAUCAGGGGGGAAACGGAGUCUCUGAGCAGAUGACUGCCCAACGUGCUCAUGAACAUAGACCCAGGAAGUCCGAGGCUGCUCUCAACGCGCCCCGCACCGCUCCGGGUACCGGGAAGUGGUUCCCCUCUCUGCCUCUCUUGGCCUUUGCCUCUGUGUUCAGAUCCUUCUGCUGGAGGAAGCCCCCAGCCAGGUCCCUCCUGGUCCCCAGGCCGGGGAGGGGCUCAGGCGGCCUGCAUCCCGGGAGCCUCAGCUGCUGGCAAUGACCCUGGCUCCGUCCCCCAUACAAAACCAGGGGGGAGGGGAGGGUGGCUCCCAGUGGAGGGUGGCCUCUCACCCUGCCAUUUUGAGGCUUUUAGGGGGUAGUUCAGGGGGAGAAGGGCAGGGGAGGGUCCUGGCAUUGUACCCUGCACACAUAAUAAAGGACAGAAUCACAGACUUCUGGA